This is a messenger RNA of Penicillium odoratum, 801 nucleotides long. RefSeq lists its product as uncharacterized. The transcript has 2 exons. The record is from RefSeq and is a predicted model, not a curated record. Bases 1 to 801 code for a protein of 266 amino acids. Gene Ontology annotation, molecular function: protein binding. Lineage: Eukaryota; Fungi; Ascomycota; Eurotiomycetes; Eurotiales; Aspergillaceae.
AUGCUUUCCGACCUUCCGACAGAGCUUCUGCUCGAGAUUUGCGAGUCUCUACAAAAAAAAGACAUUCUAGCGCUACGCCCGGUCUGCCAACGUUUUUAUUCGCUUUUCACCGAUGUGCUCUUCCGACGCAUCGUGUGUGAUGAAGUCCCACUGCUUUUUCGUGCCGUGGAGGCCCAGAGACUGGAUAUUGCAGCGCUGCUCAUCGAAAAAUACCACGUCGAUUUCAAUUGUCUGCACGCUGGCAAGAAUGCGCUUCUUCUCGUUAUUGACCUGCGAUACCCACAGGCUGUAGAUCUGAUCUUGCAAUAUCGGCCCGACGUUCGCUAUUGCUGCGAUUUUGGAGGUCGAGGGCCCCUGUCACUUGCAGUGAUCAGCGGCAAUGCUGCUAGCGUGGAGCGGAUUCUCCAGUCUCAGGAGAUUGAUGUCAACGAUCUAUGCUCGGACGGACUGUCUGCCCUAGUAUACGCGCUGAAGCAUCGCGAGUACUAUUCCCUCCAACUUCUACUUGCAGAUUCUCGAGUGAAAGUUAAUCUCGCAGAUUCUCUUGGCUGGUCACCACUGCAAGCUGCGGUUCUCGAAGGAGAUCAUAUAGCAGCCCAGAUGCUGGUGCGACAUGCAGAAAUCGAUAUCAACCAUCAGAGCUCCCACAAUGAUGCGCCCCUCCUGUUGGCUGUGAAAAGGCUUAAUGGCCAGCAAUCUGUUCUCAUGGUCGACUCUCCUCUUUUGCAUUCGAAAUUAGAUGUGAACAUAUCGGACCCCAACGGGCAAACGGCUCUAUGGCACGCUGUCAACCCGAUUUGA